Ostreococcus lucimarinus CCE9901 is the source of this 1253-nucleotide messenger RNA. RefSeq lists its product with no specific name. The transcript has a single exon. Gene Ontology annotation, molecular function: structural molecule activity. The record is from RefSeq and is a predicted model, not a curated record. Bases 57 to 1253 code for a protein of 398 amino acids. Gene Ontology annotation, cellular component: nucleus; cytosol; proteasome regulatory particle, lid subcomplex. NCBI's taxonomy places the organism in Eukaryota, Viridiplantae, Chlorophyta, Mamiellophyceae, Mamiellales, Bathycoccaceae. Gene Ontology annotation, biological process: ubiquitin-dependent protein catabolic process.
CCUCGACGCGACGACGCGACGACGACGCGACGCGCGACGCGACGCGCGCCGACGCGAUGCCCGCCGCGGCGCCCGACGCCGGGACGGCGUACCUGGACGCCGCGAUCGACGCCGCGCGCGCGAUCGACGACGAGACGCGCGAGCUGUUGAUCGAGAUCGGCGAUUUGCGAACGAAAAAGCUGUGGCACGAGCUGACGCUGGCGAUCGAGCGCGCGGUGGCGGCGCCGAUGAACGCGCGCGUGGCGCUUCUCCCGGGAGGCCUGCGAGGGAUGUACGACGGCGUGGUGAGGGAGGCGGAGACGAGGUUUAAUCCGUUGAAGACGGCGCACGUGGCGGUGGCGGUGAGCGACGCGUUGACCGGGGAAGAAGCGGUGGAAUUCCUGACGGAGACGAGCGCGAGGUUGGUGGCGGCGCACGGGGACGAUGCGAGGGAACCGGGGGUGUACGUCGCGGCGCACGUGACGCUGUUGAGAUUGGUGGCGGGGGAUUUAGAGUACGCCAAACGCGCGGUGACGGAGGGCGAUAAAGAAGCGUUGGAGGCGUUGCCGGCGCCGGAUCCGAGCGUCAGCGCGGCGUAUCAUUACGUCGCGAGUCGGUAUUACAAGGUGCGGGAAAAUUACGCCGAGUUUUACAAGUCGGGCAUGUUGUAUUUGGCGUACGUGUCGUGCGAAAUGUUGCCCGCGGAGACGCGCGCGGCGUUGAGCGUCGACUUGUGUCUCGCCGCUUUGCUCGGGGAGAACGUGUACAAUUUCGCCGAGCUUCUCGCGCAUCCGAUAGUGGAGAGUUUGAAUGAUGGGCCUUUCGCGUGGUUGAUGGACGUCGUCAAGGCGUUCAACGAGGGCGAUUUACACGAGUACGAUCAGUUGUGCGUCAAGCACGCCGCGGCUUUGAACGCGCAACCCGCGCUCGUGGCGAACGAGCGCAGGCUUCGGGAGAAGAUUACGAUCUUGUCCCUGUUGCAAAUCAUAUUCAAACUUCCCGCCGAGCAUCGAGAGAUUUCUUUGAGCGACAUCGCGGUGAAGACGAAGCUGACCACGGACGGCGUGGAGUACUUGCUCAUGAAGGCGCUGAGCGUACACUUGAUCGAAGGCAUCAUCGACCAGGUCGAGAGCAAGGUCAUCGUGACGUGGGUCCAACCUCGCGUCUUGUUACGCUCGCAAAUCGCCGAACUCGCCGGGCGUUUAGAUGGAUGGAUUGAGAAAGUGAGCGCGGUCGAAAGCAAUCUCACGGACGAGAUCGCCGUCGCGGCGUGA